Penicillium olsonii is the source of this 1125-nucleotide messenger RNA. The record is from the annotation of a GenBank genome assembly. NCBI's taxonomy places the organism in Eukaryota, Fungi, Ascomycota, Eurotiomycetes, Eurotiales, Aspergillaceae.
AUGACGGAGAUGUACUCCGGGCUCCAUGUGAGCCAGCGAUUCUCCUCUCUGGAAGAGUUCAAGUCAGUAGUCCGCAGCAUAUCUGUGAGGCAACACUGGGAGCUCCGUGUGACACGAAGCAACAAGAAAAGUGUAGUCAUUGGGUGUCGCUCGUCGGCAAAUUGCUUCUUCCGAGUCGUCUGUCGUUCGAACAAGAAUGCAACCUACAUCACCAGUCUCCAGGACAGCCAUAGUUGCCGCCGGAGCGCAGACUCUCCCACUGCUACCCCGGCUCGCUCUGAGGCCUCUCAUGUGCGGUUUCUGCUGGGGGAGAUCCCCAAGCUGUUCGACAUGAAGUCGAAGAUCAAGGCCCAGGAAGUCGUCGAUGCCGUAAAACGCUACCACGGCUAUGAUAUCUCCAUGCGCCAGGCACAGCGAGCACUUACCAAGGUCCAACCUCGACAUGCCGACAGCCAGGGCGACCAGGACCUUGAUCUUGAUCUGAGCGCAGGAGAGCAGCAAUCGCCCGAGCAAUCACCAGAGUCACAUAGGGACGCGACACACGCCUUCGAGGACAUGGCCGAGAACAGAUGGCUCCCGGAUCAUCUACCAACAUCCUUGAUUGAAGACGAUAACAUCCCUCCAAGCGACCCAGCAAGCAACCAUAUUCCUAUACCCUCUGAUUCUCAAACCUUACCCGCCCAGGUGCAACAGUCAUUGCCUCCCAACCCACCUCUCGCUCUCCCCCCACACCAAAUGACCAUGCCGCCACCAGAACCAGAGUACCAGACUGCUGCCACCAUUGCAGGGGUUAACGAGCCCCCCAAGGCCCCGAGCUAUCCUCGUGAUCACACGGUCCCCCAGAUGGUUCUGACCAAUUUCAAGAUCGAGUUCACAUGCACGACAUGUGGGUCAUUGAACCAGAGCUUCUUUCCUAACCAAGGCAAUGUUACCGGCGCCAGCUAUUUAAACCAUGCAAUGCCGAAUCCUAGUAACGUUGCCAGGGAGCCGGGCCAAAACGGUGUGGGUAGCAGCAACGUAGUCGGCGAUAAUUCUACUUACGAUAGCAAUGCGUCGAAUACUUCUAUUCAACACGCCUGGUCUGGUGGUGGUCUUGGAGUGUCAAUUGGGUCGGCGCAUACUUGA